Messenger RNA from Dentiscutata erythropus, 167 nucleotides. NCBI's taxonomy places the organism in Eukaryota, Fungi, Glomeromycota, Glomeromycetes, Diversisporales, Gigasporaceae. The record is from the annotation of a GenBank genome assembly.
AUUUCUUAGUUUAUAAAAUUGAUCAAGAUGGAGCUAUUGUUAAUACUGAUAUACCAAAGGACACCAAUGCUGAUAAAAACCUCUUAAGACAUCUAACAAUGGUUAUUCCAACCGACCAAAUAUUUCACAAAAUGAAAUUAUUACUUGAUGAUGAAAUUACUGAGAAG